AAAAAAAAACUAUGUUCGCUGCUGCACGUCGUACUGCUGCCUCUGGCUCGUUCGCUCGGGCAUUUUCUACAACUCCUAGGCUUCAGGGUGACCUUGCUAAACUCGUCCUGAUCGGUCGCCUGGGCAAGAACCCGGAAGUGCGGACGACGCGGUUAGACAAGGAAUAUGUCUCAUAUACUGUUGCGACCUCCAACUACCCUCCACCCCCACCCAACCCUGACGGCACUCGCUCCGAAAACUCUACCACGUGGCACACCAUCCUCUCUUUCAACCCGGGUGCUAAUGCGUACCUCCGUACCCUCCAGAAGGGUUGGCAGGUGUAUGUCGAGGCCAACUUCGAGCUGAGGGAAGCCGAUCCCGCUGCUGGGUCCGAUUCGCCCGCUGCACAGCGACAGAUUCUUCUCCGUCAUG
This is a messenger RNA of Phanerochaete carnosa HHB-10118-sp, 411 nucleotides long. RefSeq lists its product as uncharacterized. The annotation marks the transcript as partial. NCBI's taxonomy places the organism in Eukaryota, Fungi, Basidiomycota, Agaricomycetes, Polyporales, Phanerochaetaceae. The record is from RefSeq and is a predicted model, not a curated record. Gene Ontology annotation, cellular component: mitochondrial nucleoid. Gene Ontology annotation, biological process: positive regulation of helicase activity; mitochondrial DNA replication. Gene Ontology annotation, molecular function: single-stranded DNA binding. The transcript is spliced from 4 exons.